GCCGGUUUUACCCGAGUUCGUAAUCGAAGAAAUCGAUUCCACAUUUGCUACACUAAUGGUGGACUGCUCGCGUUCCAUCGUGAGCCCCGAUCGUCAGUAACGAAAGUAAAGGCACCACAGUUAGACAUUAGUACACCCGUGCUCGUAAAACUGAUGCUCGGUCUGAGAAAUUUCAUCUGGAGGCGCAACUUCGUCUUGAAUAUCUUCGCUUAAAACCGCUACUAACAUAAUAUACAGGCGACGGAUUAAAUCUUGAGAAGUCGACGAUGGCGCAGCUCAAAGUGGCUAUCAUCGGGCAGAGUCCCUUCGCAGCGGAGGUCUACAAACUCUUGCGACAAAAUGGACAUCAGAUCACCGGAGUAUUCACGAUUCCGGAUAAGGGAAAUCGCGAGGAUCCUCUAGCGAUCACCGCCAAGGCUGACAACACGCCGGUUUUCAAGAUCAAAGCAUGGAGGAGCAAAGGAGUAGCCUUGCCCGAAAUCUUGGAACUAUACAAGGGUAUCGAGGUAGACCUCAAUGUUCUUCCCUUUUGCACCCAGUUCAUCCCCAUGGAGGUUAUCAAUCACCCUCGCCAUCGAAGCAUAUGUUAUCAUCCAUCCUUGUUGCCCAGACACAGAGGAGCGAGCGCCAUAAGCUGGACGCUGAUUCAAGGAGACGAUACCGCGGGAUUCUCGAUCUUCUGGGCAGAUGAUGGUCUGGAUACCGGGCCGCUUCUCCUUCAGAAAUCCUGUAAAGUGGAACCAAACGAUACAGUAGACACCUUAUACAACAACUUUCUUUAUCCAGAGGGAAUCAAGGCCAUGGGCGAGGCCGUGGAUCUCGUGGCCAAGGAGAUCGCGCCUAUGAUACCGCAACCCGAGGAAGGCGCGACCUACGAUCCGCUAUUAAAUAAGAAAGAUCUCCAGAAAAUCGACUGGACCAAGCCGGCGAAGGAAGUUCACAACUUUAUUCGCGGUCUGGAUAGUACUCCAGGUGCCUGGACAAUAUUAAAUAAUGAGGAGGUGCGUCUCUUCGGAUCGUCCUUAUGGAGCAACGGCAAAUUACCGGAGGUUCAGAUGGAGGUCGAUCUCGAGGAACGAAAAGGAAUCGUUCAUUCGGAUGGUUUGCUGAUCAAGGCCGGCGAUGGACAAUGUGUUAACGUGGAAAGAAUUAAGAUCGGCACCAAAACCAUUCACUCCAGUAAAUAUGGACAGACUAGCGACAGCAAGAUCGUGGAAUUCACGGAAGAGGAACUGAAGAUCGUUAACGUUCUCCAUCGAAUCUGGACAGAUAUUCUUAAAAUUGAUGUCGACAACGAGACAGAUUUCUUUGCUUCCGGUGCGAGCAGCAUGGACGUGGUACGAUUGAUCGAGGAGCUUAAAGACGCUGUUGGCGUCAGCUUGCAGAAUACCGAUGUUUUCAUGGCGCCGGUCUUCAAAGAAUUCGCUACAACGGUUGUUCUCGCCGCUCGAGGAAACGUAGCCGUGAAAGAGAUAAAGUAUGAUGCGGUGGUAGUAGAGGCGAACAAUAUGACUUUGAGAUUUCCUAAACAACUCUUCAUCAAUGGCGAGUUUGUCAAUGGCCAUGGCAAACCUGUCGAUACGAUAAAUCCGCACGACGAGAGUGUUAUUUGCUCUGUAGAAAGCGCAACCGUCGAGAAUGUCGAUCGAGCUGUCAAAGCUGCCAAGAAGGCCUUCGAGGAGGGCGAAUGGGGUAAAAUCAGCGCCAGAGAACGUGGAGCAUUAUUAUUCAAAUUAGCAAAUUUAAUGGAAGAGCACAAGGAGGAACUGGCCACCUUAGAAUCUAUCGACUCCGGUGCAGUUUAUACUCUUGCUUUGAAGACUCACGUAGGCAUGUCUAUCGAGACGUGGCGAUACUUCGCCGGAUGGUGCGACAAGAUCCAUGGUUCGACCAUACCCAUCUCGCACGCGCGCCCGAAUCGAAAUCUCACAUUCACGCGGCGUGAACCGAUCGGUGUAUGCGGUUUGGUCACCCCAUGGAAUUAUCCUUUAAUGAUGCUCUCGUGGAAAAUGGCGGCCUGUCUGGCGGCCGGCAAUACUGUGGUGAUGAAACCGGCCCAGGCCUCACCUCUGACCGCGCUAAAGUUCGCCGAAUUGUCCGUGCGCGCCGGAAUCCCACCGGGUGUCAUCAACAUCGUUUGCGGUUUUGGCAGUACCGUUGGAAAUGCUAUAGUCGGGCAUCCAUUGGUCAGAAAGCUAGGCUUUACCGGUUCUACGCAGAUCGGCCAAACCAUCAUGAAAAGUUGUGCCGACAGUAAUCUGAAGAAAGUGUCGUUGGAGCUCGGCGGCAAGAGUCCUCUCGUCAUCUUCGAGGAUGCUGACAUGCAGCAAGCGGUCAGGAUCGGUAUGAGCAGUGUCUUCUUUAAUAAGGGCGAGAAUUGCAUCGCUGCUGGACGACUCUUCGUUGAGGAAACCAUUCACGACGCAUUUGUAAAACACGUAGUCGAAGAAGUGAAGAAGAUCUCCAUUGGCAAUCCCCUGGACAGAAGUACGGCUCACGGUCCGCAGAAUCACAAGGCCCAUCUGGGAAAACUCUUGCAGUUUGUACAAAUCGGGAUCGAAGAGGGUGCCACGUUGGUUUACGGUGGCAAGAGAUUGAAUCGUCCUGGCUGGUACUUCGAGCCAACUGUCUUCACGGAUGUCAAGGACAACAUGUACAUUGCCAAGGAAGAGUCGUUCGGACCGAUUAUGGUGAUCUCCAAGUUUAGUUCAAAGAAUAUCGAUGAGAUGAUCGCACGGGCGAACAAUACCGAGUUCGGUUUGGCCUCGGGUAUCCUCACCAAGGAUAUCAGCAGGGCGCUUAGGUUUGCGGAAAAGAUCGAAGCUGGCACUGUGUUCAUUAACACAUACAACAAAACGGACGUGGCGGCUCCCUUCGGGGGCUUCAAGAUGUCCGGAUUCGGAAAAGACUUAGGUCAGGAGGCACUUAAUGAAUAUCUGAAAACGAAAACGGUUACUGUUGAAUAUUAAUUAUUAUAAUUAUUAUUCUUCGAGUAUUAUAAUAUAAUAUUAUAGAUACAUGUGUUUAAUGGCGAAACAAUUUGUACCAAAACUUACAAUAAUGCCUAAAAAUUA
Molecule: messenger RNA, 3074 nt
Organism: Camponotus floridanus (Florida carpenter ant)
Lineage: Eukaryota; Metazoa; Arthropoda; Insecta; Hymenoptera; Formicidae
Product: cytosolic 10-formyltetrahydrofolate dehydrogenase
Exons: 8
Coding region: 267-2969 (900 amino acids)
Biological process (GO): biosynthetic process; 10-formyltetrahydrofolate catabolic process; one-carbon metabolic process
Cellular component (GO): cytoplasm
Molecular function (GO): formyltetrahydrofolate dehydrogenase activity; aldehyde dehydrogenase (NAD+) activity
Source: RefSeq, a predicted model, not a curated record